Messenger RNA from Nerophis lumbriciformis (worm pipefish), 993 nucleotides. NCBI's taxonomy places the organism in Eukaryota, Metazoa, Chordata, Actinopteri, Syngnathiformes, Syngnathidae. The record is from RefSeq and is a predicted model, not a curated record.
AUGUAUGUGAAUAAACCUAAUCUCAUUUUAAGGUCAAUCUAUUGGGAGCCAACCAAAAAGAUGAAUACAGAACAAAAAACAAAUGGAGUGUUUUUUGAUGGAAGUGAGGAUGAAGUUCUAAGUCCAAGUGACUUGUCUGAGAUGUUAGCUGAAGGUACCAAGGAAGCCCACGACCGAGCUGAGAACUGCCAGUUUGUCAAAGACUUCCUCAGAGGACGCAUUCAAAGAGAGCUGUUUAAGCGAGGAACAGCAGCUCUAUACUUUGUCUAUUUGGCCAUGGAGGAGGAGAUAGAGAAGAACAAAGAUCACCCACAGGUUGCUCCAAUCUACUUCCCCACAGAGUUGCACAGAUGUGAGGCUUUGGCCCGAGAUCUCGAGUAUUUCUACGGUGCCGACUGGGAAUCUCAGAUCACCCUCUCAGCAGGCACCAAGCCUUAUGUGGAGCGCAUCCAUGAGGUUGGGGAGCAGGACCCAGUGUUGUUGGUGGCCCACUCGUACACGCGCUAUAUGGGCGAUCUCUCGGGCGGGCAGAUCCUGAAGAAAGUGGCUCAGAGGGCACUCAAACUCCCCUCCACUGGCGAGGGCGUCAACUUCUACCAGUUCGAAGGCAUCCACAGUCACAAAGCCUUCAAGCAGCUGUACAGGAGCAGAAUGAAUGAGAUAGAGCUGGACACUGAAACCAAGCGGAAGAUUGUGGCUGAAUCCAACCGGACUUUUGGCUUCAACAUGAUGGUGUUCGGGGAGCUUGAAGAGAUUGGAAAAAGCCUCCCAGAGGAAGCACGAGAGGCAGGUUUUGGUCAUAGUCAUGCAGAAAUCAUGCAGGGAGGUGAUAUCAACAAGUGCCCGUACUAUGCAGCUAAAAUGGCCGUAAGUGGAAAUCCAACAUAUGCUUGCCAGUUCGCCAAGGCACUUCUACAACAUUUACCCUGUCAAGUGGCUCUGGCCACCUGGAUCGCUUUCCUUGCCGGCUUUACAGCCUGGUACCUUCUGUGA